ACCAGGAAGCUGCGGCGGUGUUUACCUCAGCGCUGCGCCGCCGAGCAUCCUCGGUUUUGCCGUGACCUCGAACCCGAUCGGAGGAGAUGACUCCGUCCUGUUCGCCGCCUCUCCGCCGGUACUGAGCCGUCCUGUCGCCAUGGCGUCUUCGGGCUUCACCUGCGGCCCGGACAGCCCCGCAGAAAAGCAGAGACUGCUGUCCUCCAAGUCCGGCUACGGAUCCCAGGACGCGUUCGGAUGCUCUGGUCUUGCGGGCGCCCAGUUCCGCGGGCAGCCACGGGAUGAAGACGAGGAGGAAGAGGCUCUGAGGAGGAAACUCAAGUACUUCUUCAUGAGUCCUUGUGACAAGUACCACGCCAAGGGGCGCAAACCUUUCAAACUGGGGCUGCAGCUGCUGAAGAUCGUCAUCGUGACUGUGCAGUUGGUGCUGUUCGGUCUGAGCAACCAGAUGGUCGUGACUUUCAAGGAGGAAAACACGGCGACGUUCAAGCACCUGUUCCUGAAGGGUUACCAGGACAACCGUCCACAGGCUGUCCACAAUCAGUCGGAGCUGUACAGCCGCAUCGGCUUCGUCGUAGAGCAGUACAUGGCUCUGCCUCAGAUCGCACUGGGCCGGUAUGCAUACGUGAAGGGCGUGGGCGUGGACGGGAGCGCUCUCUCCCUCUGCCAGAGGUACUUCAAGAAGGGCGCCAUCGAUCCCGUCAACGACACGUUUGACAUCGACCCCCAUGUCGUCACAGAUUGCAUCGGUCUCGAUCCGACCGCCGACAGCCCUGUGACGAGAAACGCCGACUACAAGAACUUCACCCUCCAGUUUUACAAGCUGAUCAACGUUACGGUUGACUUCCAGCUGAAGGCCAUCAACAUUCAGACAAUAAUCAAUAAUGAAAUCCCCGACUGCUACACCUUCGCCAUCACGAUCGUCUUCGACAACAAAGCUCACAGCGGCGAAAUCAAGAUCCUCCUCCAGAACCAGGCCUCCAUAAAGGAGUGUAAAGACACAAACGUGUCCGGACACGCGGAGAGCUACGCCAGAGAGUUCUUCGACGUGGUGGUGGCGAUCGUCUGCCUGCUGUCGCUGCUGCUCUGCGGCCGCUCCAUCCUCAGAGGAAUCCUCCUUCAACGGGAAUACGUUCGCUUUUUCAAGCACAAGCUGGAGCGCACGGUCAGCUGGGGGGACAGGAUGGAGUUCAUCAACGGCUGGUACAUCCUACUCGUCGUCAGCGACUUGUUCACCAUCAUCGGCAGCUUCAUCAAGAUCGGGAUCGAGUCCAAGACUCUAUCGUCGUACGACGUGUGUGGGAUCCUGCUGGGAACGUCCACUCUGCUGGUGUGGGUGGGAGUCAUCCGCUACUUCAGCUUCUUCCAGAAAUACAACAUCCUGAUAGUGACUCUCAGAGCUGCUUUUCCGAACGUCAUCCGCUUCUGCUGCUGCGUGGCUGUGAUUUAUUUGGGAUACUGCUUCUGCGGAUGGAUCGUCCUGGGGCCCUACCACACCAAGUUUCGCUCCCUGUCCACGGUGUCUGAGUGCCUGUUCUCCCUCAUCAACGGGGACGACAUGUUCGUGACGUUUGCUGAGAUGGAGCAGAGCGGCACCCUGGUGUGGGUCUUCAGCCAGGUCUACCUCUACACCUUCAUCUCCCUGUUCAUCUACAUGGUGCUGUCCCUCUUCAUCGCGCUCAUCACCGGAGCCUACGACACCAUCACGGCCCAAACGAGGGAGCAGGCGCCGGAGACGGACCUGCACGCGUUCAUCGCGCAGUGCGCAGACACGCCCAGCUCCGGCAAGUUCCGCGGCCCGGACGGGUCGUCGUGCUCCUUCCUCUGCUGCUGCUGCCAGUGACGCUCAGCAGGAGGGCUGGCGGAGCGAACCGGCUGACCUUGGGCCACUUUUGUCCUUCGGUGCCAGCGUUUCAGUUUUGGAUUUAAAUUUGUUCGGCACAGUCGCAGGUCCAAUUAACCUGCCUCCGUUUUUGUACUGUAUGAAUAAUCUGCUGCCUUUCGCUCAGUCUUUCAGGCCUUAGGUUGCCAGACCCGCGGCGCCAGGGAACAGAAAUUCAUUGCUCAAGACUUGGAAAUGGGUUUUCAUCAAGUGGAAUCAGGGAACCUUUUUGCUUGGUUCCUUAACAAAAGCCGGUUUGCUUACUGGUGAGAAAAGAGCAAGAGGAGAAACAGUGACACGCCCAGAGGCAUUCUUCACUGUUGCUCCUGGUUGCUUAUUAGUUAGCUAACCAAGCUAUAUUUUGAAUCAGGCAAAUGGUUGUGUUUUAUUUGUUUUUUAAUUAAAAAAUAUAACAUUUUACAAUAUUUCCACUGUGAACAACCUCAAUCAUUGAGACACUGAAUAUCAAAAGCGAGCGAUUCUAGCAUUCAAUAACAUGGAAGCUUUUAUUUGAAGCUAAUUUGCUCUCAGCAUCAACCUUAGCAAACAUUAGCUAUCACUUAGCAUGCUAGCAACUUUGGAAUGAUUGUUUUAUUCUCUUUUUCUUGUACUUUUUAUGAUGCAUUGUUACUUUAAAGGGACAGAGAACAUGUUACUGUCUGAACUCCGUUUAGGACAGAUCUUUUUUAGGGUGAACAUUUGUGGAAGUUUUAUAGAUUAUUUUAUUUUACGUUGUAGAUUAAACCUACAAAAGAGAAAUUGUAUUGCAGCACUUUUAAAAUUGAUCUUUAUUAUUCUGUAAUAUAUGAAAAAAAUAGUUAAUAUAAGCUAGUUUGCAAUCUCAUAGCGUUGACCCUUGCUGACAUUAGCUAGCAUUUGAAAAUGUGUUUAGUCUUUGAAAUUUCAGCAUUCUUGGUCUUAUUCUCUUUUCGCUCAUUUUGUUCUUAGUUUGUGUUCAAAUCUAUGUUUUUUCCAUGUUGACAUUGAACGUAGGCAGUUUUGAUUAUUCUGUUUGUUGUUUUAUUGUUAACUUGAGAAAGUGUGAUAGCUGGUUAUUUCAUCUGGGUAUGAAAUGCUCUCCUUUGUAUGCCUUUAAAAAUAUUGUUUAUGAAAACUUUUGAAAGUGCACUAAUCAUUCCAGGACUUUUUACUUGUUUUCUGUCGUUUGUGGGUUUUAUUGCUUUUUUUGCACUUUAAUUUAAACACAUAAACUCUUUUUACAAUCGCAAAAGUAAUGAUUGUAGUUGAUUCAUGUGCACAGAAAUUGUAAAGCUUUACUUAAUUUGACGGUGACGCAUCAUAGUCAUUAACAGAGCGAAGCAUUGUAAGUGUAAUGUAUGAGCCGGUCUGUGUUUAGUUAUAGGAAGGCCAUUUCCAUUUCUCACUGUGUUUGUUAGCAUGUACUUCUGCCUUUUUCAUUUUUACCUCAGUUUCAGAAGAGACAAUAGCAAAAAAGGGGGAAGCAGUUAGCAUGGAGCGUUAUACACGGUCCGACUCAGUUUUCUGUACUGAUGCUGUCUUAAUGACGUGCACACUUCAGUUAAAUAAACCGAAAAAAGGAUGAGCAUUGCUGUAGUUUGCUUUUUGUUUACCGUUUCAUCGACAAUUCCACAUAUUUUCGAAAGAGUUGAUCUUUUAGAGCUUUGACCUCAAUGUUAGGUGAGUUUCAGAGCUUAAAAGGUGGGAGAGGUUGUUCUCAUAUUGUUAAGUUUAGGCAUCAGCUACUCAAAAGGCUAAAUGCGACACAAAUUAACUGAUGUUUAUGCUAACAACUAUUAGCAUCAGGGGUGCAACUUUGUACUUUCUGAGGUGUAUGCAGAUGCAUUACAGAUCACGGCAUUAAAACAUGCACAAACCUC
Molecule: messenger RNA, 3741 nt
Organism: Poeciliopsis prolifica (blackstripe livebearer)
Lineage: Eukaryota; Metazoa; Chordata; Actinopteri; Cyprinodontiformes; Poeciliidae
Product: mucolipin-1-like
Exons: 14
Coding region: 140-1843 (567 amino acids)
Cellular component (GO): plasma membrane; lysosomal membrane
Molecular function (GO): NAADP-sensitive calcium-release channel activity
Source: RefSeq, a predicted model, not a curated record